AUGGGCUACAGAAUAUUCCCAUUCUUGUUGAGAACUGUUAUUAGGCAUACCGAAACACAUUCAACUGGAAAAUGGCCACUAAUCGAAUACCGCCAAUUGGAAAAAAAAAGAUCGGCUGGUGUGUAUAAGGUCAAUUAUGUGUGUGUGUGUUUUUGUGACAUAUUCACCUUCAAAAAUGCUGUGUUUAUUUUUUUCCAGGUUUUGAUUACUGUAGAGUUUUGUUAUAGGGUUUGAAGAUCAAAAAUUUGAAAAAAAAAUGUGUUUUUUUUUGAAACUAGAAAAAACACAUAUUCAUGUGUUACUGUAAUAACUAAGUUACCUGAUUUCAAAAAAAAAUUGAAUUAUGUUUUCAGGAAUUUAUAUUUGUUAGGAGUACUGUAGAAGGUACUGUACUGUAUUUCUAUCAAGAUAGUACUGUAAAUAACUUCAGAGCAAUUUUCAAAAAAUAUUUGUUCAGGGCUCUGUGACUACAGUGUAGUUGAGCUUCUCAAUCUAGGGUACUGUAAUGUACAUUUGUGAAACAAAAUUGUUUUUUUCACAGAAUACUGUAGAUUUUUCUCUAACGUAAGAGUAAACAAAAAAAAAUGUUCAUUUGAAUAAAGUUCCUGAAAAACCCCCAGCUACUUUUUUUCUCUAAAAUCCCUUCAAAUCUCCAAAAAUUGUAUCAAUUUUUUCGUAAUAUUCCGUUUCUCCGAAAUGUACUUUUUUUUCCACAUAAAAAACUAUAUUAUUUUCAAGUUUGAAAAAAAAUCUAGUUAGUUUUCAAGAUCUUACAAUAAAUACUAGAGUUCUUGGAACUCUGAAUUCACCUGGAAAAUUGAUGAUCAAAUAAAGUGUUUUUUCGAAAAUAAUUCACAUAGGUUUUUGUUUCGCAAUGAAAAACGAAAAGCUAUAAUUUUCCAAUUAUUUGUGAAAAAUGUUGCCGACAAUUUCUUUUUCAUUUUUUCCACGUUCAAUUUUUAAGCUUCUUCCAUUGAAUGACUCACUCACAUGCAAAUUUUCAUCCUAGAAUUCCAAAAAAAACAUGCAAAAAGUGUAGGAGUUGUGAUAAAUCACAAAAUGUUCUUUUUCUGCCUGCCAAAGAGAAUUCAGAAGAAAACAUCAUUUUGCACUUUUCAAAUAUAAUAAUUCUCUCUAGUAAUCAUGUGCCGCCCUAGAUUAUAUGUUUGACAAUAAACACCAAGACUAACAAAAAAAAUUAUUUUCUUGGUUUCAUUAAUAAAAUCAAGGGCAUUUUCAUCUCUUCAUUUUUUUUUCUGGUUGUAUGCAGAAAAUCUGUUUUGCUAGAGGAAUUUUUUUUGGAGUUGGGUUAGUAUAAUAAUUUUCAUAAUUUUCAUUUGUUGACAUCAAUUUAUUGAGAACAGAGAAUUUAUUUUUAGUUUUAUGUGAUUCUGAACAUACUUUUCUAACAUUAGAGAAAAUUUUGAAAACUCUCCGUUUUUCCGGAGAACUUAGCAUAACUCCAGUUUGUUUUCCAAGUAUACAAGAUGACUCUUUUUUCCGAAAAAUGUAGUUUAUUACUUUUCGUAAAAAAAAUUGCACAAACUGAUUUCAUUUCUUUCUUAGGUUCUCCAAAACGUUACUGAAAUACAAGAUUUCCUACCAGGGAAUUAGGCUAACUUACUUUUUUGUAGAACUUUUGCACAAAUUGUAUUACGAUUUAGAUUGACAAUCACUUUAAAAAUAACUUUUUUUUUUCAAAAGUGCCAAUUUUUGUCCGAAAAAAAAGAUCACAUGAAUAUUAUUCACGUGAAACGUGACCCCUCAUUUCAUAAUUUGUCAUUAAACCUAUUCAUUCUCCCUCUACAUAUCUGUCACAAGCGGAAAAAAAUAAGGGAGGUCACGCCCAUUUUGGAGGGUGGAAGAAAUGGGCGGGGCUUGACCGAACCAAUCAUCGAGUUUUGUGUCGUUUAGUGUCGUCUUCGUUAACCAUUCAUUUUGUAUUACUCACUUACUUUUUUUCACAAAGCUUGAAUUUCUCAAUUUCAGAUAUGUCUCUUCUUGAUCCACGUCAAUUUUUGAUCCCCGCAUUUUAUUUGGAUCCAGCGACACAAGCAUUAUUGGCUCAGGUUUCAGCGCAGAGCACAACUUCUGGCGGCAAAAUGACUUUGAAUAACUCAUUCAGAAUUUCGGAUCUUUUGGAACCAUCCACCAAUUCAACAACUUCAAAUUCACAAAGUGAGACUUCAGGUAACGAAAAAAAUUGCAACAAAGUUGGUAAAAGAGUUGAGUUGAAAUUCAAUCAACCAAACGAUAAUUUUUAAUAUACCAUCCAAAAUAAAUAUAUAUAUAUAUACACAUUUAUUUAUAUUUAUUGUAAAUUGUAAAUUGUAUAGUUAACGCUCAAAUGAACAUACAGUAAUUGAGUUUUGCCUCUUCCCCUUUUACUCAUGUCGAUUUCAAAGGUGCAAGGGUCAACUCAAUUACCCAAUUAGUUCAGAAAAACAAAAAGGGUAUGAUUUGAUGUUUUCUAGAUCCAUCCCCAACAUCGGAUAGUCCACGAGCUGGAAGUCCAAAUGGCACUGAAAGAAGUGGAAGUCCAAAUUGUAUGAGUUCAAAAAAAGCCAGAAAAGCUCGCACUAUUUUCACUGACAAACAACUUCAAGAGCUUGAAAAUACUUUUGAAAAACAAAAAUAUUUAUCUGUGCAAGAUCGAAUGGAAUUGGCACAUCGAAUGGGUUUGACUGAUACACAGGUUAAAACUUGGUAUCAAAAUCGAAGGUAAGGUUUAGGAUCUUUCUGAUUUUUUUUUUUGAAAAAAUGGAACCAUGAAAUUUGAGAAGAUGGGGGAAGUAACAAUUAUAACAUUUAUGAUUUUUUGGAGAAUUAUUUGAAUAGAAAUUUAAAUUAAGUUGAAAUUCCACCUGGAAAAAAUCAAUUUUGAAAAAAUAGAUCAUCAUUUGUUCUUCAGAAUACAAAACUUCAAGGUCAAAAUUUUGUAGUCUUGAAAAAAUAUGUUAGAAUUGCGAAAUGUCUUGUGAGGUAGAAUAGUUCUUUUAAAAUCCUGAUAUUCUAUUCCUCGAAUUUCAACCAAUGAUUCCAAGAGUUCUGAAAAUCUCCCAGCUUCAGUUGUUGAACUUCUUUCCUCAGAAUUUCACAUUUAAAAUCACAGCUUUCCUAGCCAAUUUCCAAAUUUCUCAUCUCAUAAAAAAAAAUCCCAAAAUAUUUUCCGGAUGAAAUCUCGCGCUUAUUUCAAUCCUCCUCCAAUUACACAACAUUCAUCAUUAAUUCACGCCCAAUUCCAUUGUUUUUUGUGUGAGCAUCAACUUUGAGCAAUUAAAAUAAUCUCGCGAAGAAAAAAAUCGCUUCUAAACACGCCACUUUAUAGCAUAGCAUAGCCGGGGCGCGCGCUAAAAUCCUGCCGCUAUUCGAAUGGGGGAAGCUCUAAUUGUAGUGCAUUAGUCGAGCAGCAAAUUUAUCUUAAUCAAACCCCCUCGCCUCCAUUUUGAGAAGGAAGAUGAGGGAAAAAAUAGACACUCGCCUUUUUUCUCACUUUUCGAUAAUUGGAUUCCAAACCCAAAUCCAAACCAUUUUCGUUUUCUGAAAAAAAAUACAUGAUGAGGUUGAUGAAAAGAGCUGCCAAUUCCCCCGCUUAUAUACAUUUUGUGGCUGAGGAGAGAGGCUGGAUUACUGUAGGUAGAAGUUCUAGGGUGAGGAAACUUCAGAGAAGAUUUUUAUCUGAUCCACAAGAUUGAACAGAUUACUGUAUUUUUUAUAUUGAGAAAGAAAAAUUUGCAAUUUCAAAAAUAUUCCAGAACCAAAUGGAAGCGGCAAGCCUCGGUCGGUAUGGAUCUUCUACAUGACGCCGGAAACAUGGCUGCAGUCCAACAACUUCUUCGCUCAAAUCCAUAUUGGGCUUCAUAUCUUUCAAGCAGCGCUGCAAGCCAAGCUGCCACAUCCCGUAACUUCACAAACCCUCUAGUUAUGCCAACUACAAUGCAGAAUAACUCACUUUUGCAAUUUUUAGCUGCUCAAGGAGCUGCUAAAGAUUCUUCAACGCCAAAUUCUCCUGAACCACAAUCAUCUGAUGAACCGUAA
Molecule: messenger RNA, 4038 nt
Organism: Caenorhabditis angaria
Lineage: Eukaryota; Metazoa; Nematoda; Chromadorea; Rhabditida; Rhabditidae
Source: the annotation of a GenBank genome assembly